AUGUUCACGUCUCUGGUACAUGAUCGUCAAGAUCUACGACCAGUUUCCAAGCUCCAUUACCUGAAGGCCAACCUGUCAGGCCCACCAUCGCAACUUAUCAGGCAUGCCAUCAUGAAUGAUGAAGGGUAUAAGCCAGCUAGGAAGCAACUGAAAGAAAGGUAUGAUAACCCUGAACAGCUCUUAUUCUCUCGCAUAAAACAUCUGUUUAGCAUUCCAACACCAGCAUCUAAGUCAGCUGAACAGUUAGACAACUUAGUAGGCAUUGUAAAGCAGAACUUGGAUGCACUCAGGGCACUCAAUGUUCCAGUCGACUCAGCCGACUACUUUUUGAUCUAUUUGGUGGCUAGUAAACUCGAGCAACAUCUCCGAGAGUCCUGGGAGUCAGCUCAAGAUGCAGCUCGUCAGGCAGAACGAUGGCCUACUCCAGUGAUCACGAAGAAGUCCAGAUCACAACAACAGUCCACUCGCCAGCAGACAACUCAAUCGCAGACGACUCGAGCCUCCAGGCAUGGGGCUCAAAAAAGACAGGCUGAUUACCCAUGUGACCAGUGCAACAGUCGAGAUCAUUACCUAGUAGACUGCCAAUCAUUUGCAGCUCUCUCUCAACUGGAGCGAUACAACCUGGUCCUCUCAGCACGGUUGUGCUUCAAUUGUUUAGGCCACCACUCGAUCCAGCAUCCUUACGGAAGAGAGGCUAUGGCCCAGGCCAAGAACCAAACUCACACUAGUCAACUCUCAGACGACUCACAUGAUUCAACAAUCACCAAGAACAAUACAGACAACGCAGAGAUUCAUGGAAGAUUCUCUUCAGCACUUAGAGCAGCAGAAGAGAUAUCCAAUGCAGUAUUACUCUCAGACUACUCUCAGCUUCCAGUAAGACUCCUAAUAGACUCAGGGUCUGAGCUGACGUUCAUCUCAUCAAGUGUGGUAAAGACUUGUCAUCUCCAACGUCGUCCAUCAGUAAUAUCAGUGCUGGGAAUUGGUAACGAACCAGCUGUACUAACUAGAGGAGUGACAACAGUGACACUUAGAUCAACUCACACACAGGAGCAAGUUACAAUCAAUGCUCAUAUCCUCAAAUGUGUCACUGGUACUUUACCAACCAGACAACUCAAAGAACUCAACUGGUCAGCCCUCAACUCUCUGCAACUUGCUGAUCCAGACUACUCAACUCCAAGACCCAUUGACAUCUUAAUAGGAGCAGAUUGUUAUAGUCUGAUUGUGAAAGCGGGCAUCAAACAGUGUCCGCAGUCAUCUCUCAUAGCCCAAGAUUCAAUUUUUGGAUGGAUGCUCAUUGGAAGUCCACACCCGACAAGAUGCUCAAGUCAGAGAACUCAUCACGCAGCAAGGGUCAACUCAUACCAGCAAGUACCUGAUCUCUUGACAAAAUUCUGGGUUCAAGAAGAAGUUCCAGAGACCUUAGCCAGCCAACUCAGCCCAGAUGAUCAAUCUUGUGAAGAUCAUUAUGUUACGACUCAUUCAAGAGAUCAAGAUGGGAGAUAUAUUGUGAGAAUACCACUCAAAGCAUCACCAUCUCUUCUAGGCAACUCAUCAGCGAGAGCUCAUCAGUGUUUACUACACAUGAUCAGACGACUCACAAAAAAUGACUCAUAUGUACAACUCUAUCACAACUUUAUGCAAGAAUACGAGUCACUGAACCACAUGAAACGAGCCGAGGCAAGUCCAGUCAACUCUUUAGUGUAUUAUUUGCCUCAUCAUGGUGUCUUAAGAGAAGACAGUGUUACUACAAAACUCCGGGUAGUAUUUAAUGGCUCUAGUCCAUCUUCUAGUGGUCUGUCAGUGAACGAUAUUCAACAUACUGGUGCCAAAGUCCAGAAAGACAUUGCAGACGUACUCAUUUGGAUAAGGCAGCAUAAAUUUGUGUUUAUAUCAGACAUCACAAAGAUGUACAGACAAAUCAAAGUCCAUCAAGAUGAUUGGGAUCUUCAGAGAAUCCUGUGGGUGGACGAGCACUCCAAGAUAAUCCCAUAUCAACUCACAACAGUCACGUAUGGUACCAGAUUAGCUCUCUUUCUGGCUGUUCGCACAAUGAUCCAGCUAGUAAAGGAUGAGGGUCAAAAAUUCCCUCUAGCUGUUGAUCCACUAUUAAAAGGAAGAUAUGUGGACGAUAUUUUUGGAGGUGCUGACACAUCAAUCACAGACAACUCAUCAGAAGAGCAGAUCCACUCACUUGAGAGCUGUAAAACAAAAUUACUUGGGCUCUCGUGGAUUCCAGCGAACGACUCAUUUAAGUUCAACUCAAAACUUCCUCGUGAGAAGUCUAAGCUCACGAAGAGAAUAACUUUAUCAGAAACAGCACAACUCUACGAUCCACUUGGAUUUCUAGCACCUUUCAUUGUCAGAGCAAAGAUGUUGCUACAAGAAAUCUGGCUAGAUAAACUGUCAUGGGAUGACCAAGCCUCAGAUCACAUUAUCACCAAGUGGACCAGCUUCAGAUCAGAACUCUCACACGUUUCAGACCUCUCAAUUCCACGAUGGUUAAAGAUUACUCAGAAAUCUACCGUGGAACUUCAUGGCUUUUCAGACGCCUCACAACUAGCUAUGGCAGCAGUUGUUUAUAUACGGGCUACUUAUCCAGAUCAUGGAACUUGUUCAACUAUAGUCUGCUCAAAGUCUAAGGUUGCUCCAUUGAAGAAGAUGUCUAUUCCUAGACUAGAACUCACCGCAGCAUUGCUGCUUGCCAGACUAAUCACUUAUGUAAGGAACAACUUAGACAUUCAGCCAACUCAAAUAGUAUGUUGGACAUACUCCUCAGUAACUCUGACCUGGAUUCAGUCUCACUCAUCCCGUUGGAAGGAGUUUGUAAGAGAUAGAGUGUCAGCAAUUCAAGAUCUCACUCCAAUCAGCGUUUGGAGGUUUGUACCUGGCAAACAAAAUUCAGCGGAUUGUGCUGCUCGAGGUAUCAGCAUAUCCCAGCUUCGGAAGCACCCCCUGUGGUGGACAGGUCCACAGUGGUUAACAGCAGACGAAUCAUCAUGGCCAACUCAAUCAUCAGUGUACGAUUCAAAAGCUCAGCAAGAAGAGCGACCAGUGAUUACGCUAAAUACUCAGACAAUUCACCAUGAUUAUCAUUGGGAUAUGAUAUACAGACAUUCUCGUCUAAUCAAAUUGCUCAGAGUGACUGCAAUUUGCUUCAGGUUCAGCCAACUCCUUAGACGAGUACCUCAGUCAUCUCUUACCUUUCCUCUCACGCCACGAGAUUUAGAGACAGCAAGGAUUUUUUGA
Messenger RNA from Chelonus insularis, 3246 nucleotides. RefSeq lists its product as uncharacterized. The transcript is spliced from 4 exons. Lineage: Eukaryota; Metazoa; Arthropoda; Insecta; Hymenoptera; Braconidae. The record is from RefSeq and is a predicted model, not a curated record. Bases 1 to 3246 code for a protein of 1081 amino acids.